Syngnathus typhle (broad-nosed pipefish) is the source of this 4559-nucleotide messenger RNA. RefSeq lists its product as uncharacterized. The coding region runs from base 2805 to 3854 and encodes 349 amino acids. The transcript is spliced from 2 exons. The record is from RefSeq and is a predicted model, not a curated record. Lineage: Eukaryota; Metazoa; Chordata; Actinopteri; Syngnathiformes; Syngnathidae.
GUGCGUUUCUUGUCUAUGACGUCAAAACAAUACUUCUGUGGCGGGAACAACAACCGUAUGGUAACAGUUUACUGCAGGAGGAAUCGUCUUUUUUCAAAACUCGUUUCUCAUGAUAAUGGAGAUUUGGGCCCCAGAGGUGCAGCCGGCAGCCUUGUGGGACAUGCGCAGUGGAAAGGACGGCAACCUGCAAUUUGAACGUAAUGAGUACGCAGUGAUGUGCUUGAGGAGCUUAUGUGCGAUGUCACAUUGCACCACAGGGUGACCGCGAGUGCAGCCAUCUCUCCUGUCACUUCUAAUGACACACAAGUGCCACCAGGCGGAACGUGAGCACAUCCAACCAGCUAACAUCUCUGACUGGGCCAAAAACUAUGUGCCAGGUACUGCACAACUUAAUCAUCAAACAUCUCUAGACGUGUUUUUAAUGACAUUGAUGCAAACCAGGUUCGUCAGAAAUGUAUAUUUGAUUAAUAUUUAACCAACUUGGUUUGCAUCAGUGUCAUUGAAAAACACAUCAAAAGUGUGUGAUGAAGAUGUUAUGCAAUACGUGGCCCUUAGGUUUGGUCCCAGUGAGAGAUGUGAUGUCUGACUGGGCCAAAACCCAAGUGCCACACCUCUAGACAUGUUUUUAAUGACAAUGAUACAAACCAAGUUAGACAGAAAUAUACAUUUGAUGAAUAUUUAACUCACUUGGUUUGCGUCAGUGUCAUGGAAAAGUGUGGUGAUGGUACUGUGCAGUACCUCGCACUUUGUUUGGUUUUGUCCCAGUGAGAGAUGUCAGCUGUUUGCAUGUGCUCACCUUCCCCCUGGUGGCGCUUGUGUCAUUGGAAGUAAGUGACAUCUCACCUGAGCUCAUCUGGAGGUGAGCGUUGCCCUGCUGUCACUGCCAUGGACACAAGUCUUUGACUGUUACCCUCCAUCUCACAUGACUUCAAGUGGCUGCAAUUCAGGACUGCAAUUUCACCCUCAUGUGAGAUGGAGGAUAACAGUUAAAGACAACGCUCACCUCAACACUGAAAACUGCCUUCCAAAAGUGCCACUUACCCCGCCUCCUAACUCUGCCCAAAUUCAGUCUGACCAAUCACAGCGCAGUGUAAAUUUGUAUAACCACGCUCACCUUUCCAACAGCCAAUCAGAUUGCAGUAUCUGCACAUCUGCCCAAUCAGAUUGCUGCAAAUUGUCAGAACCGCGCCUCCUUUUAUCCCACCAACCACAUGGCACCUCAUUUGCAUAGCAACGCGCCUUCAACCGAUCACAGAUUUCUAUUCUCAUUGCCCCACCCACUUUCUGAGUUUUCAGCGAAUCAUAAAGCAGUAUUCCAGUUUUGGCCUGCCUCAUUUCACAAAAAUUUUCAGAAAAAAGAAAUCCAAGAAAAAGAAAAUCCUCAAAAAAAUUCUGGAAAAAAAAAAUCUGGGGGAACAUAAUAAUAAUAAUAAUAAUAGGGGUGUAACGAUUCAUCGAUACAGAUCGAUUAAUCGAUAUAAUGCUCUCGGAUUUAUUGGCAUCGAUGCUAAACGUAAACAUCGAUUUAUAUCGCCGUGUUUGACCUCGGACAUUUGACGCGACUUUAUUUUGAAAUCCAGUUCAUUGUUGCUUGCUUCCUCUUUCCGGGAGUAGUGUGCGGCGUUGUUGUGUUGUGAGCAGAGCAGGCACGUGAAAGGGGAGUCGACAACUAGUACGCGGCUCCUGGGCUGGUGCUAUGGCUAGUGUCCAAAAAGCCGAGGAUAUUUGCUCCCCUUUAGGCUUCAAGUCAUUCGUUUGGAAGCACUUUGGAUUCCAAAGAAAAGAUGGCUCAACGGACAAGACACGUGCAGUUUGUAAAUCCUGCCAUGCGGUGAUCAAAUAUUCCGGGAGCACAAAUCUCGCCGCACAUUUAAAGAAAAAACACGACAUCAAAGUUCAGUGUUAAAAUAAGCACUUUGUAUACUACAAUACUCUCGUAAUUUCCUAAAUAAAUUUGCAGUACCUUGUUGAUUUUGCGUAUGAAUUGUUAUAAAUCAGAAUAUUGUUCUAUAUUUUUUAUUAAAAAAAAAAAAAUCAAUCGUAGAGCACUAUGUCGUGAUAUAUCGUGAAUGAAUCGCAGCAGGCUUUAAGAUAUCGGCAAACAUCGUAUCGUACUUCUUUGUAUCGAUAUGAUAUCGUAUCGUGACAAAACCCGCGAUUUACACCCCUAGUAGGUUGUCAUUAGUUCUGUCAGUGUCUGUGUGCUCGCCCCUCCCUUCCUGUGCCUACUCUCAAUCUAUGUACUCAUCACAGUCACCUGCCUCUCGCUACCUGUCGCGUGUAUAAGUUCUGUCUGCGUGUCCCACCCCUGUCGGAUUGUUCUCGUCUCUUGUCUCUCAUCUCCAUGUCUUUCUGUUCUGUUAUUCACGUCCCUAGUCGAGUAUCGAUAGUUUGCCUUUUGAGUUUGCUCAAUAAACCCUGGUCCAAACUGCAUUUGGUCGCCCUGCUCCAUUCCGCUUCAUGACAAACGAACGCCCACAUGAUAUAUUUUUAUUUAUAAUGCAAUACAAUAAUAAUUUCCGAAAGAAGGUUAGAUAGACUUUUGCAACAAUAACAUAUGAGAGGAAGGGAGGAAUCAAAUAAGAGCUACGGCUCCGGCUGGGCGCUCAAGGAAUUUUCUGGAGCUAGACAAUGAGCUGAGUUGGAGCAAGGGGGGUCUGCUCGUGAAUUGCAGCACGAAUCCAAUUGAUCUAUUUAUCAUAUUGAUAUCUGGAAAUAUUAGACAGUCAAGAGUUGAAAAGAACAAAUUAAGACUAGAGUGAAUUAAGAAAAAUAAACUCAAAUCAUUACUCAAACCACUACUCAUGGAAAAUAAAAUAGACAAACAGGCAUACAAUCACCUAAUACCCACAGCAAACAUCAUCCCCAGAAUCUAUGGCACACCAAAAAUCCAUAAACCAGGUACACCUCUCCGCCCCAUUGUAGACAGCAUAGGGUCAGUCACAUACAACCUUUCAAAAGCACUCACAGAAAUAAUAAAACCACUAUUAGGACACACGGAUCAACACUGCAAAAACUCAAGACAGCUUGCCACGGAACUCGCACACAUAAAAGUACAGAAAGAUGAAAUGCUCAUAUCACACGACGUCAUUUCACUCUUCACAAAAACGCCCACACAACCCACCAUACGCAUAGUACAUGACAGACUAUCAGCAGACAAGACACUCAAGAAACGGACAAAUCUAACAGCAAAAGACAUCACCCAACUACUUCAUUUCAUCGCUACCUCCACAUACUUUCAAUACAGAAACACAAUAUACAGGCAAAAAGAGGGAUUCCCCAUGGGAGACCCUCUUUCUGCCAUCAUGUGCAAUUUUUUUAUGGAAGAUUUAGAACAGAAGGCACUCUUAACAGCCCCGGACACAUACAAACCCACUCUAUGGAAACGUUACGUCGACGACAUUCUGGAAAAAGUAAAAACAGGACAUACACAACACCUCACAGACCAUCUCAACACCAUAGACACCACGGGUAACAUCAAAUUCACCCAUGAAGAGGAAACAGCUCGAUCCAUAGCCUUUUUAGACAUCAACAUACACCACACAGACAAUGGUGACAUAAGAACAAAAGUACACAAAAAACCCACACACACCGACCAAUACCUCCUCUGGACAUCAGAACACCCCACUAUACACAAACUGUCAGUAGUCAGAACACUAUACGAACGAACAACAAUAAUCACAGAUCCGGACGACAUAACACAGGAAGAAAAAUACAUACAACACGCACUCAAAAAAUGUCAGUAUCCACAAUGGGCAAUAACCAAAGGUGCAGAACAGGUAAAAAACAAAAAUACAAAACACAGGAGCAAAGAAAGAAACAAACAAGGAAACAGGAACCCAGCGGAAUGGUGACGUUGCCGUAUGUGAGAGGAAUUACGGAACGCAUCAAAAGAGCCAUGAAAAAAUACAACAUAAGCACACCUAUCAGACCACAUAUAACACUCCGUCAGAUACUGGUCCACCCAAAGGACAGAGUAAAUCCGGAAAAUAAAUGCAAUUCCAUAUACGAGAUUCCAUGCAAAUCAUGUAAUAAAUCAUAUAUCGGGGAGACAGGGAGGAACUUCAUCACAAGAAAAAUGGAACACAAGAAGGAAUGUGAGAAGGAGACAGCAACAAGACAAACAAGAGCAAUAAAACUACAAGCAGAACAGGAACACUACAAGUCAGCCAUCACCGACCACUGUAAAAGGGAAAACCACAUCAUGGACUGGGAGAAGGCCAGAGUCAUCCGCACUGAAGAAAACAAACAUCAGCGUUGGAUCAGGGAGGCCAUUGAGAUCCGCAAGCGGGGCCCGAGGACCAUCAACAGGAACGAGGGAGCAUACAUGCUCUCUACAACCUGGAACAGUGUUUUGGAGAGGUGAACUGACAGCAGAGGGCGUGACUCACCUGUCAAAUCUGACAGGUGAGCCACGCCUUCAUCCAUCAGCUGAUAAAGACGCGUCACAAACACAUCAGUGACACUCUGAUGAAGGCGGAAGAUUCCGCCGAAACAUGUCAGGUAAAUGAACCUAAAACAAAUUUGUUUGAUAUAGAAGAACCAGAGAAGUAAAUUAA